AUGGUGCAGACAAUCGGACAAUUUGCAGACAUGUAUUUGGGAACUCUUUCGCCCAAUAAUCCCAAUCAACCGCCGAGGAAGCAAAGAAGGGAGAGAACAACAUUCACGAGGGCUCAGUUGGAUGUGUUGGAGGCUCUGUUCGGCAAAACCCGUUAUCCCGACAUUUUUAUGCGAGAAGAAGUGGCGCUCAAAAUCAAUUUACCAGAAUCUAGAGUUUGGUUCAAAAACCGAAGAGCAAAGUGUCGACAACAGGCACAGCAACAGCAGAACGGGACGAGCGGUGCGACAAAGACGCGACCAAAAAAGUCGAAGAGUCCGCCGCCUCCCGGUUCGGCCACAAACUCUCCGCCGGCGUCCAUACAUAGGGGAGACUCACCCUAUAAGCCGCCGACUUUGCCAAACAUAACGUCGAGCGGAAACGUCGGAAAUCCGUUGUGUUCUUCCGUCACUUCCCAUUCAAACAAUUCUAGUGCCAACGCUUAUAGUUCCAUAUGGAGUCCGGCGGCCAUCGCUCCGGUGUCUGACCUAAUGUCGGGUAACAGUUGUAUGCAAAGGGCGGCGGCCUAUCACCACCACCCUAUGGCCAGCAGUGCUCCUCAGACCACAGUCGCGUGUUAUCCGCCUCAAAGUUACGGCCCGUCGGCGGCCUAUCACUACGGAAACAUGGAUUACCACAUGUCGGCGAUGCCUCAUCACACGCACUCCCAGUUGGGCGCCGCCACUACUAUGGCCUCAACGCUGAAUCAAAUGAAUGGCCCGAACAUGAGUUCACAUAUGAAUAUGUCAUCGCAUGGUCUGCACCACAGCAGUGCCAACGCCCGCUCGCCGCCAAUCAACGGCGGCAUACCAUCACCUAAUGAUUGUCUUGAGUACAAUCCGGACACUAAGGCCGGUAACUGGAAGUUUCAAGUGUUGUGAAUCCAUUAUUUGCUGGAAUAUAUCAAACGCUAACUAAUAUUCAAAAGUUUUGGAAGAUUUUUCUAUCUAAUUGUUUUCAAAUGAAUUCAAUGUAAUUAUCAUAAACUCUUAGCUGAAAUUUUUUGCUUUAUUUCAAACUAUUCUCACGUGUAAUAUAUUUUGAUGAAAACAAAUACAUAAUAUUGUUAUGAUUUUAUCAUACAUUUAGACCACUAAUGCAUAAUUGAAAUAUUAUUUUAAAGUUUACUAAAC
Molecule: messenger RNA, 1170 nt
Organism: Medioppia subpectinata
Lineage: Eukaryota; Metazoa; Arthropoda; Arachnida; Sarcoptiformes; Oppiidae
Source: the annotation of a GenBank genome assembly